Aegilops tauschii subsp. strangulata is the source of this 1605-nucleotide messenger RNA. RefSeq names its product UPF0481 protein At3g47200-like. NCBI's taxonomy places the organism in Eukaryota, Viridiplantae, Streptophyta, Magnoliopsida, Poales, Poaceae. The record is from RefSeq and is a predicted model, not a curated record.
GGGCAGAGGGGCGAUGAGCAUGGAACCAUCCUGGGUUGUAACUUGCGACUCAGGUUGUUCCAUGGAAGAAGCAGCUGCGUGGAGUGAUGAUAGGAUUAGUUUCCAAACAUCAUUGACUAGCCAUAGUGAUAGCGUGCAGCUGCAGGUGGUUGAGUAUGCAUCCCCAGCACUAACCCCAGCCCCAACCACACAUGAUACCUGUAGUGAUCAGGACCAGGUGUUCAAGGAAGCAGUGGAAGAGGUCCAUGCUAACUAUUUAGAAAUUAUGCAAAAGAAGAUGCACAAGUUCCCUCCAAGCCUGGCAGAUGUCGACGGACGGUACAGGGUCCCGGUGAGUGUGGCCAUCGGGCCUUACCACAACGGUCGUCCUGGCAUGGCGGAGGCGGAGAAGAUGAAGAAUGUGGCUGCCAACCAAUGCGUCAGGGAUUCGACCGGCUCACUCCAGGAGAUGUACAAUGCGGUCUCCUUCGUGUCACCCGACGCCCGCAACCUCUGCUACCAGGACGAGUCGGCAAAAUUCCGCGAUGAUGCCUUUUUGCCGAUGAUGUUCCUUGAUGCUUGCUUCUUGGUGCAGUUCAUGCUUUGGUAUCAGGUCGAGGACGGCGUCAUUGAUCUGGCGCUGGACAGCUAUUUCUACGCCAACUUCGAGCGCAUCUACACCGACAUCAUGAUGCUUGAGAACCAGAUCCCUUGGGUGGUCGUUCAAGCUAUCUUGGACUUCAUGCCGCCAGGACCCUCCUGGCCCUUGAAGAAGUUCAUCAUUGCGAUGAGAAACUGCCUGAAAAACCAAAAGGAUGACGACGACGACGACGAAUCCAUCGACGUAGUUACUGACAAUGAACCGCCGCAUCUCCUCGGCCUUGUCUGGUACUACAUCGUGGGAGAAAACAAGAAGGGUGAGAUACCCCCUGGAUUCCGGCCCAUGUCAUUAUCUAUGAGCGUCGCCGAGCUUGCCGAUGUUGGUAUCACGCUCGCACCCAUGGCGAAAACAGAAGGAGGGCUAGUUGACAUGGGCCUAGAAAGGAAACUCCCCUUGUCCGGCGUUAUCUCCGUGCGGCCCCUGUGCCUGACUGACGCAAAUGCGACCUGGCUCGUCAACAUGGCGGCCUUCGAGUUAUGCAGGGACUAUUGUUUCGAUGAUAUUUCUGAUGGAAAUUCUGCUGUCUGCUCCUACCUCCAACUCUUCGUCAUGCUGCUGGACAAGAAGGAGCACGUGCAUGACCUGCGAGAAAAAGGUGUCAUCCAAGGAGGUGGACUCACCAGCGAAGAGACGCUCGUAUUCUUCAUUUACAUUGGCAAGAACAUGCGGGUCGGAAGGAACUACCUCAAGAUAAUGAUAGAGGUCGAGGACUUCAAGCAGAAGAUGACAUGUUAUCUCAAGCUGUGGCUCUCCAUUAAGAAGAACAGAACUAGAAUCAUGACGGUGAUUUCAGCCAUUGGUGUAGUUAUCGGCAUCUUGUCGUCCCUCCCAGCUCUCAAGCCACGCUAAGACGUACCGGACAUGAUUCUAGUACCAUUAAUUAGCAUGCAUGUUCUACUUGUACACCUUACUAUUCACAUUGUAAAAUUUCUUGUAUCUCAAUCCUAUUUCAAUUGAAAUUCCUU